AUGGCGAUUCAGUACGUACACAGUUUCUUUCGCCGGGAUCCAAGUCGUACACCCAAAUAUGAAAAACUCGACCGCUUCGUUGCAAAGUCACAGGGACAGUACCAAGCCAAGUUUCUGGAUGAAGAGAAGCAGUUCCUUCGAAUCACUCGAGCUUUUGUGGACAGCAACAGCGUGGAAGACACGAUUGAAGACGUCUUCAAGGCGAUGAAAAAAAGAGGGCUGAAGAAAUAUUGGCAGCGGAGGCUCACUGUGACUGGUUGCUCACCAGAUCAUGUCAAGGUUGACAUUGCGGACCUGCAGAAGUGA
Messenger RNA from Fusarium mangiferae, 306 nucleotides. RefSeq lists its product as uncharacterized. Lineage: Eukaryota; Fungi; Ascomycota; Sordariomycetes; Hypocreales; Nectriaceae. The record is from RefSeq and is a predicted model, not a curated record. The coding region runs from base 1 to 306 and encodes 101 amino acids. The transcript has a single exon.